Plasmodium vivax (malaria parasite P. vivax) is the source of this 1227-nucleotide messenger RNA. RefSeq lists its product as hypothetical. NCBI's taxonomy places the organism in Eukaryota, Apicomplexa, Aconoidasida, Haemosporida, Plasmodiidae. The record is from RefSeq and is a predicted model, not a curated record. The transcript has a single exon. Bases 1 to 1227 code for a protein of 408 amino acids.
AUGAACAUACCGGAAGAAAGGCGUUUCCAAAAAAUUAACUUAUCUGAUGAAAGACUCCUCCACAGAGCGAACGCACCUGAAGAAAGGCACCUGCACAAAAUGAACGACGACGAAAUGAGUUGCGCAGAGGAGGACGUGAAAAACAAAAAUGACAGCAAGAUCCUUUACAUGCACCAGGUUUUGGAAAGCCAAUUCGAAAAAAAAAUAAAAGAGGAACAAACUAGCUAUGAAAGAAAUACCGAUUUAAGAAAGUACGAAGAUUAUAUUUCCCAAAAAAAAAAAAGGGCUUUCACCCUGGGGGCCAUUGAUGGAAUAGGGGGUAUUAGCAUUCUAAACGCCCCUCUGAUGAAUCCCGAAAAUGCAAAGAUAGACCCACCCAUUUUGCAGCUGCCGUCGGCAACCAAUUUGAUAAAAAAUGUGCACGUGAAAGUCCAUUUUGACAAGAACAUUGACAAGUCGUAUAAAUACAGGACCCAAAAUAGCAACAGGGAUAUCAUCAGGAAUAUGAAGCCGCUGUAUUCCCUGCCGGAGAAAGUGAUGAGUUAUUAUAUGCACGAGGGGGGCCGUGGGCGGGCCCAACAGAGGGGGGAGCGCGUUAGGGAGGGUGUUGUAGAGGAUAUUCCGCAAGGUAUGGAGGGGGAUGUUCAGCAAGGUAUGGAGGAGGAUGUUCAGGAAGGUGUUGAGAAAGACGUUGUGGAGGAUGCUGUGGAGGAUGCUGUGGAGGAUGCCGAGGAGGACACCGAAGAAGAGUCUAAACCAGAUGACCAGCAGAUGAACAAAUUUGCGGACGACCGUCCAAAUAGCAACACAGACACGGAAACGGACACCCCCUGUGAAGACACACAAAUGGCGUGCGACUCAAAUGACACGUCCGACAGAGCAUUUGGCGGAGAGGACGACAAAGUGAGAAGCCCUCAUGUGCCGUCUCCACCCCCCGCGGACAAAGAGGCGAUGUGGUCAGGGGAAACGCAAGCGAUGCCCGCGAAAUCACCCUCAAAAGAACCCUCAAAAACGAAACUCGUGAAAAAAAACGAAGAGCCGAAAGAGCUCGACAGUGGCGCAAACCCACCUGCGGAAAAUAAGACCCCCCCGGAUGACGCAAACGGCACGAAGGAAGACCAAAAUUUUGAGAACGAAGACCAACUGAACUUUUUUAAACUAAAUCAAAUAAUGUCAUCGACCUUGACGAGUGCCCUCAAAAUGUUGGCGGACGAUGUUUUCGUUUAG